This is a messenger RNA of Didymella exigua CBS 183.55, 1026 nucleotides long. RefSeq lists its product as uncharacterized. Bases 115 to 903 code for a protein of 262 amino acids. Lineage: Eukaryota; Fungi; Ascomycota; Dothideomycetes; Pleosporales; Didymellaceae. The transcript is spliced from 3 exons. The record is from RefSeq and is a predicted model, not a curated record.
CUGGAAGCAUGGCCAGCCAACGCGGGAAAAGAUGAUUCGGAAUUCGGGACGAGGGAGGUACGAGUGCGGCGCGUGAGAGAGCUACAAACACCUGUGUUGCCCGUUCCUGGAUUUAUGCUCCUCGCAAACAUCUUGUUAUUUGAGACACUCGCUCGGAAACUUGCUUGUUCGUCCAAAAUGGUCGCUACUCAGUUUAUUGUCACCGCUCUCCUUGCUGCCGCUAGCGCCACCGGCCUGGUUACGCGUGAAGACGCAUACUUCGCCGCUCUUUUGAAGCGUCAGGAGCCUGGUACUCCUGGAUACAACUGCCACGAUAACUGCACUGUUUUUGUUACCGACUACAACAACUGCCUCAAGUGCUCUGGAUCGGACAACUACAAUAUCUGGCGCUACUAUGGCAGCACUUUGAGAAGCGCCGGUGGGAAGUGCGGCCUCGAUACUGAGCCGCUGGCUGGGAAGCAGGAUGAUGUUCCUGAAGCUGGCAGCACCGGUGCUACAUCCUCCGCUGCCUCUGCGCAGACUUCUGCUGCUGCUGAGAUAUCAGCAGCUGCACACCUAUCUGCGACGUCGUCGGCACCUGCUCCCUCAUCUGCUGCUUCAGCAAGCAGCCAAGUCGUAGCCACCACCGAGGCGACAUCAAAUAAGGCUCCUGUCUCUUCUUCUGCAACCACUCCUACGUCGCUUACUACUGUCUUUAAUCCUGCGCCCUUCUACUCCACUGUGAUUGUAAACGGAACGCUGAGCUUUGCGUUAGGUGUGCCCUUGUCCAGCACCAAUGCUAGCGUCAGCCUUACUGCAUCUGCACCUGCUGAGGUCACCACCAAUGACGCCCCUAGGCUUUAUGCCGUGGAUGCUGCUGGCGUGUUCGGAGCGAUCUUUGUCGGAGCGAUUUUCGGCAUGUAAGGUUUGUGAUUUCUGAGCUCGGGGACGCUGCAGAGAAACAAAACGACAGGACACAUGAUUACUCUUUGUUGCAGUGGAGUGAACAGUGCGCAUAUGCAGAAAGAAUGGAAGGAUUGAAAGGAG